This is a messenger RNA of Neoarthrinium moseri, 837 nucleotides long. RefSeq lists its product as uncharacterized. Lineage: Eukaryota; Fungi; Ascomycota; Sordariomycetes; Amphisphaeriales; Apiosporaceae. Bases 1 to 837 code for a protein of 278 amino acids. Gene Ontology annotation, cellular component: mediator complex; core mediator complex. Gene Ontology annotation, biological process: regulation of transcription by RNA polymerase II. The transcript is spliced from 2 exons. The record is from RefSeq and is a predicted model, not a curated record. Gene Ontology annotation, molecular function: RNA polymerase II cis-regulatory region sequence-specific DNA binding; transcription coregulator activity.
AUGGCGUCGCUGAGCUUGACCCAAGAGGAGCUCAAGGCCGUCGAGCAGACGCGCCAGCGCCUGUUCCAGCUCUCCAACAGCAUCGGGAGCCUGAAGUCCGACGUGAUCAACAGCAAUCCGUUACCGAACCUCGAGUCUCUACAAGCCUCGGCCGACAUCCUGCAGCAGAACAUGCGCUCGCUGCUCACCAUCACGACGCAGCACAACGAGCUGUUCACGCGGCUCGCCGUGCACCCCUCGACCAACUUCCCGGGCCGCACCCAGGAGAACAUCCUUCUGCAGCUGCUGCGCAAGAAGCCCGAGCCCGACGUCGCCAACGCCAUGGACGAGGGCCGCAGGACGUACCUCGAGAACAAGGACGACCUGAUCACCGUGGACGGGGUCACGCAGAGCACGGGGGACGACGCCGACGACGACGACGAGAACACGCUGCCCAUGAACCUGCGCUGGGAGGCCAUUGACGCGUGGAUCGGCAGGCGCGCCGGCAAGUUCAUCGAGGAGGAGUUUCCCGAGGACUUCACGGCCGAGGAGCUCGACCUGGGCAUCGAGAACGUGCGCACUGGCCUGCGACGCAAAUUUGAGGAGUACGAGGAUGACGAUGAGGAAGAUGAAGACGAGGAACAGGAGGGCAGCGGCGCCGCCAAGGCCGCCGAGACUGCCAAACAGGAGGACGAAGACGACAUCGUCAUGCUGGAUCGGCCCCCGCCACCUCCCCCGGCUGUGCCAUCUCUUCAGACCCAAGCCAGUCAUCCGGGUGGCGUUGAACAUACCGAGGGCUUGAACUUGGACAAUAUACUAAGAGUGGCUACGUUGGGGCAACUUCCAUCGAGGGCAUAG